GAGUGCUCCGUUUGCUCUCGCCUCCUCUUCCCCCCCCCCACGACUACAAGAAGCUUCAGCAGCCGCGCCGCUCACAACUCGGCAGUCAGCGGCCUCUGGCAGACGCGCACUCGCAAUCCUCCUCCCUUUACGCCUCCUCCUCCUCCUCUCUACACUCCACCCACGACUUAGCCUCCGUGUAAUAGACAGCGCCAGCCUACAAGUUAAUCGACGUAUAUUAAAGAGAGAGAGAAGAGAGGCGAGAAGCGGGCUUAGAGAGGAGACUUUCCAACGAGUUGAAAAGAAGAACUGCAGAGAAGCGAGAAGUGAAUCCACUCCACGGGCGGCAGUGCUGCCAGCGUAUCUCUCCUGCCGGACUUGGAUUCCACACCCACGCACACUCGCAGUCUUCUUCAAUCUCACAGUCAAGGUUGUGGACAGCACCGCACACGAAACAAAGAAAAACCGAAAUCCACGCAGCCAGGCGUCUGCAGCGGAAGGCCCCUGACCGGCGCGGAGGAGCAUGCGACCGCUCGCACGGCCGUAACCAACGCAAAGCGCCACUCCCCGAGACGACGACCCCAAGCCCACCCCCCCCAGAACUCCCGCAGCGACGCUCCGCGCCAUCGAGGGCAUGGCGGUGCCACCGCAGCCUCGUCAGCGGCGCCAGCAGCAGCUGCUGGUGCUGCUGCUGCUGGCGCUGACCGCGGCGCUGGUGGCCGACGGGGCGAGCGGCGCGCGCUCAGCCGCGGCGGCGGCGCCGGCGGCCGGAGGACGGGGCAAGCUUCAGCGAGACCGACGCAACAUCCGGCCGAACAUCGUGCUCAUCCUCACCGACGACCAGGACGUUGAACUAGGCUCGAUGCAAGUGAUGAACAAGACGAGGCGCAUCCUGGAGCAGGGCGGCGCCCACUUCACCAACGCGUUCGUCACCACGCCCAUGUGCUGCCCAUCGCGCUCCUCCAUCCUGACGGGGAAAUACACGCACAACCACCACGUGUACACCAACAACGAGAACUGCUCGUCGCCCUUCUGGCAGGCCACCCACGAGCCCCACACAUUCGCCGCUCACCUCGGCGGCACCGGCUACCGCACAGGCUUCUUUGGGAAGUACCUCAACGAGUACAACGGCACGUACGUGCCCCCGGGCUGGCGCGAGUGGCUCGGCCUCAUCAAGAACUCGCGCUUCUACAACUACACGCUGAGCCGCAAUGGCGUCGCCGAGAAGCACGGAUUCGUCUACGAGAAGGACUACCUCACCGACCUCAUCACCAACGACAGCAUCUCGUUCUUCCGCCGCUCCAAGCAGGAGUUCCCGCUGAGGCCCGUCCUCAUGGUGGUGAGCCACGCGGCCCCGCACGGCCCCGAGGACUCGGCGCCGCAGUACGCGGACGCGUUCCCCAACGUCACGCAGCACGUGACCCCGAGCUACAACUACGGGCCCAACCACGACAAGCACUGGUUCGUGAGCCACACGGGGCGGAUGCUGCCCAUCCACAUGGAGUUCACCAAUGUCCUCCAGCGCAAGCGGCUGCAGACGUUGCUGUCUGUUGACGACUCCGUGCAGAGGAUCUUCACCAUGCUGGAGGAGACGGGGGAGCUGGACAACACGUACAUAAUCUACACGGCCGACCACGGCUACCACCUUGGGCAGUUUGGCCUCGUCAAGGGGAAGUCUCUCCCCUACGAGUUCGACAUCCGCGUGCCCUUCUACGUGCGGGGGCCCGACGUGCAGCCUGGAGUCAGGAUCCCCCAGAUCGUGCUCAACAUCGACCUGGCGCCCACUAUGCUGGACAUCGCCGGCCUGGACGUCCCUGCCGACAUGGACGGGAAGUCGGUGCUCAAGCUGCUGCUGCCCGAUCGGCCGACGAACCGGUUCCACCCGAGCCUGAGGAAGAUGAAGUCGUGGAGGGACUCGUUCCUCAUCGAGAGAGGGAAGAUGUUCCGUGUGAAGGAUGCCAGCGGCUCUGCACACACCAACCUCCUGCCCAAGUACGAGCGCAUGCGGGAGAUCUGCCAGCGCGCCGAGUACCAGACGCCCUGCCAACAGCCCGCACAGAAGUGGCAGUGCGUGGAAGACAGCCUGGGCAAGCUGCGUCUCAACAAGUGCAAGAGCUCGCUGCCGCACGGGAGCGUGCGUCGCGCCGCGGGCGGCGGGCGGAGCGCCCUGCGGGGCAGGGGCCGCUUCGCGCAGCGAGGGGGCGGCCGCAAGAACGACGACGACGACGAUGACGUCGAGGCGGAGGGGGAGGGUGAGGAGCGGGAGGAUGGAAGCGAGUGCGUGUGCCCCGACAACACGGGGGGAGCCCUGAUCCCGCGGCUCAGCAAGGCCGAGCGGAGGAGCCAGCGCAAGUUCCUCAAGACUCACCUCACCCAGAAGUACAAGCCUCGCUUCCUGCGACCCCGAGCCGUCGAGCUCUCGGAGGAGGAGGACCAAGAACGAGAAGAAGAAGGAGAAGAAGGAGGAGUAGAAGGCGGAGACACCUCGGAGGAGGAGCUAGAGAAUCCGGGAGAUCCACCGAAUGGACCGGCUCACCUCGAUGCUGGACAGGAAGAGUCUGGCGCCCACGAAGCCGCCAGGCGGCUCUCCCGGCGGCACGCGGCACCGGGCAGGGGCGGCGGUGGCUGGCCGCAGGGCCGGGCGACGCGCGUCAAGGCCACCAAGAAGAAGGGUCUGCUGAGCCGCAAGAAGACCAUCGCGUUGUCUCCGUCGCACAAGGUCACGCGCAGGUGUUAUAUUUUCUCCAACAACACGGUGGGCUGCGAUAACGUGGUCUACUCUUCCAUCAAGGCGUGGAAGCAUCACAAGGGCAUAGUGGAGCAUCAGAUUGAAGCUCUGCAGGACAAAAUAAAGAACCUGAAGGAGGUGAAGGGACAUCUGAAAACCAAGCGCCCUGAAAAAUGUCACUGUGACAAAAAGAGUUACUUUACAAAAGGCAAACUCUUUAACGCCAAAACGCACCUCAAAGUCGACACGGAACAUCCUUUCAAGGGUCCUGAGCAGGAAGCCAAGCCCUGGCAGAGGCAGUACAACAUGGAGAAGCGCAAGAAGAAGGAGAGGAAAAUCCUGAAGCGGCUGAAAACGGGAGACAGCUGCAACUUCCCCGGGCUCACGUGCUUCACGCAAGACAGCACGCACUGGCAGACCCCGCCGUACUGGACCCUCGGCUCCUUCUGCGCGUGCACCAGCGCCAGCAACAGCACCUACUGGUGCAUGCGCACCAUGAACGAGACGCACAACACGCUCUUCUGCGAGUUCGCCACCGGCGUCGUCGAGUAUUACGACCUCAACGUUGACCGCUACCAGCUGACCAACACGGCCCGCCUGCUGCCGCAGCCCGACUUGGAGAGCUUCCAGGCGGAGCUCAAGGACCUGCGGGGCUGCCAAGGGCACAAGCAGUGCAACCCCGGGGCACACAGGGCUCUCCUGCCCUUCGACAGGAGCCCGCAGCCCAGAGCAGGAACCAUGGAAUCUCGGAGACAGAAUGAACAAGGGGACCGGACUUGGGCUGGCUGACGAACUUGCACCGAAUUGAAAGAAACUAGACGAGGAGGAGGAGGAGGAAGAAGAAGAAAUGAGAAGUUUAAAAGAGACUUGAAUUGGCCAGUACAGACCUCGCAAGUGAAGCCUGACUUGGCAAGAGGACUGCAAAACGUAAGACUUGUGCACAGAGUUGUCUGUAAAGUAUAACCCACCCCCACCCACCCCUCUGCAGACAAAAGCUGCGCGUUGCUUCGACUUAACCAUGACGCCUCUCAAUGUCUCCAUGGACCUUGCCUCCUUGCGGAGCUACCAAAAAAAAAUGAAGAGAGUGUCCGUGUAGUCUCUGACGAUGGCAACGGAGGUUCAUUUGCGUGCGACCGCUGUGCGUGCGUUGCGCCCGCCCUCUGCGGACGUUGGGAAUGGCGUCACCGUUGUGCGAGAGGUCACACGGGCACAUAUUCGCACGUGCACUGACAAAUGCAGUAUAUCCUGUAUUUACAGGGUGGCCCAAAAAGUCAGGACGCAGAGUUGGUGAUUUCAUUUAUUUUAACACUGGCAUUAAAACGUUUUAUUUUUUCUUUAAGUUAAUAUUUGUAUCUAUUAUCAUUUAUUAAUGGGGUUUUUUGUGUUCAGAUAACAUUAAGUAGAAUUAAUUUAGACAAGACAUAAUUAUAAUCUUAAAAACAAUCCUGAAAUGAUAAUAAAAUUAUUAAUGCACGCAUUAAUGUUAAUGGAAGUCCAUUUAAACGUGUAUUGAAAGUAAACCAAAUAGCCUAGGAUGUCAUUUGUUAAAAUAAACAUAACCCUACGUGUGCUGACUUUUGGGCCACCCUGUACAUACGCACACGCAGUGUGUCAGAUGGGGCCCAAUCUGUGCAUCGCUGCAGUGUCGGAACAGAAUCGGUAACGUCGACGGUUUUGUAUCAACUCUGCUCCUCUGUCUUUCACACAACGCUCCUUUUGCCGUGGGUGCGUUCAGUGCAUCUCAUUCAUGUGCUGUGAUUUCCAGUCAGAAAUCAGAAGUGGCUGUGUCGAUCCCAAUAUCUCAUACGUAAAUAAUUUGAAUUUCAUACGCCUAAAUAGGACCAUGUGCUUGACCGAGCAUAGGAUUAUUUUUCCUUUUGCAGUUUGGGAUUUUUCCUUGUUUUUGCUGUUGUUCCCAAAACCUGUUUAGUUGUGACGCACGUGCUGUGACGCACACGUGUUAUCACACGUGACCUGUUUAGUUUUUACACGCACAUUGUUUGCAAAAUCAUUUUUACAACUCAUUUUAAACGAAUGCGGAAAUAUUAAUACUUACUUAUAUUUUCCUUGUACAGUGGCUGCUCUUUCGUAAUCACACCUUUAUUUCUCAAAUUCCUGUAAAACACACACAGGGUUUUUCUUACACCACUUUCAAAUAUUAAUGUAAUUUUUCUAAUGUCCAGGAUACGAAAAAGAGCAACUUUUUUUCUUAUCACUGCACAUAUAAGUAACACUCUCACAUGUAAUAUAUUAAAUACACACACAGUUUAGCGACACUGUAUAGUGCAUACAUUGCUUGGUUUGUCUUUCUCUUGCAUACACUUUGCUGUGUUGUGUUUUUUUUUAGUCCAUCGUUGAUAUCAGAAUUCCAGACUACAUCAAUAUGACAUUACGCCUGGAGAUAUAUUCCAGGUGAGUAUCGUCAGCGUAAUAAUCUCGAUAACCCAGCUUCUGAAAUUGACCCAUUUUAGAAGUCACAUGGUCACUGUGAGUUCCCGACAACCAUUCCAAACCAUUCUGUCUAUUUUAUAGGUGAGUGCCAUGAUCCUGUCCAGGCUGCAGCUUCUUUUUACCAACCGCCUGUUAAGAUUAACACGUUGUGUUCUUGUUACUGAAGGUAACCCGCAUUUAACCUGACCAUGCAAGCAGCGGCGUGAACACGACAUUUGCAGGUCUGCACCCUUUACCUUCUAACCUUGGAUCCGGCAUCGAGGCCUCUCUACUCCGGAGGUGUGGACUGUUGCGAGUGACCAGCGCAACAGUAGUUGUAGCAACCGGACCAUACGCUCAGUGGUCAAUUUAUCAGUUUUCGAUUAACCCGAUUCCUAGUUCAGAUGCACGAAACAGAAGUACAAAGAUCCCCCUUAUAGCCUUAACCAACUGUUGGGGCAAGUGCUGUUAGCGAGCACCUAUGAAGGCCAGCGCGGCACACGGGUGGGUGGCCAGCACCACGCCUGACCGCCUUCGUCUCCCCAGUGGCGAUGUUUACACACUGCACCAGGUGUACUCAUUUGAGGCUGAGUCAACCUAGGGGAGGCCCAGGACCAGCUCAGAUAAUCGUUACUGGUGUUGACCGUGAGCGGGAAUGGAACUCGGGUCGCCGGGUUUGUAGAGCAGCGUAGCGCUAACCGCUACACCACCGCUCCCCCAAUAAACAGCAGUGUCCACCUCUUGACACACAUCAUUCCAGUGGAAAACAAGUGCAGCUUUAGAGAGAGAGGCACUGAGUUGUCAUCGUGAAUGUUAAGUACAACCUACAAUGUCUUUAGUGGCCAAGUUUUCGUAUGGUCUUCUGAGCAAAGUAACGUGUCUGCAAUGGAAUGUCGUGAUUAAAAAUAAAGUGAAUUAAAACAUUGUUACUUUUGUCGGGGUUUUAUGGGUAAUCUGAAUCAUAACGAUAUAACCUUCCAUGGCCAUACUUACAGUAUUUUCUAUUUUUUUAAAUUAAAUAUUCAAAUGUAAUGUCAAUUUGCUAACAUUUGUGUUUUGUUACUUACAAUCCCUCCUCAUUGACGUUUAUUAUUACGCAUAUACAUUGUGGAACGAUCAUACUUAGGGAUUUAGAUGAAACAGUUGAACUAAUUGUGAGGAUGUAUUAAGGAAUUAAAAGUGCAGUAUAAUUUACAAAUGUCAGUUACGAUAUUUGAUUGAAUAUGCAAAAAAAAUUCCUUUUUAUUGUUAAUACAAACUAGUUAUUGCGCAUAUAUAGGCGUCUGUGUCUGUCGUACCAGAGUGCAAUUUUCUCACAGCUUGGUUAAGAUACGGUGCCGUACGCGAUCUCUCCAACUAUGGACAAAACGCAUGCUGGAUUAGAACUCCAUUAUUUACACGUUUAAUGUCGUGCACAUUACCUUCUGCGAUGUUACAGUUUUUUUUUUUUAUAAGGUGAUAAUAGUCAUAUUUAAUGCACCUCUGCAAAGUUUAUUGGAAUGAGCUGAUGAUUUAUAUAUAUGUACAGGACAUUAUGCUUCGAUUCUGUUGUUCUCUAGAGAUUUCUGUAUUUGCAUCUGAGAUGUACGUUCCUAUUGUGUCAUGCAUUAUUCAUUAUUACACUGUCAUCUGGUCUUAAUAAAUAAACGAACAAUACAAACAAAA
Molecule: messenger RNA, 6802 nt
Organism: Lethenteron reissneri (Far Eastern brook lamprey)
Lineage: Eukaryota; Metazoa; Chordata; Hyperoartia; Petromyzontiformes; Petromyzontidae
Product: extracellular sulfatase Sulf-1-like
Biological process (GO): positive regulation of Wnt signaling pathway; negative regulation of fibroblast growth factor receptor signaling pathway; heparan sulfate proteoglycan metabolic process
Cellular component (GO): plasma membrane; endoplasmic reticulum; cell surface
Molecular function (GO): N-acetylglucosamine-6-sulfatase activity; glycosaminoglycan binding
Source: RefSeq, a predicted model, not a curated record